AUGUCUGCAAGAGUGUCAAUUAUCACCCAAGUUGUCGUCGUGAAGGCACCAACUACAAUAAUCGAUGUAGUGCCGUACGUACUUGUAUUUCUAGUUUAUGGACUCAUGGUGCAGGUUGUUUUUGCAUUGUGGAAGAAGUUUCACGAGAAGAGUUACAACUACUUCAUUUUAUCAGCAAUACUUGCGUGUCUGCCAUCAAUAUCAUUUUUCUUUGGCAACUAUGCUGUCUUGUUUCUCUAUUUUUUAUUUAUUUCAUUCAUGGGCUAUUUAGUUUACACUGCACUUAACUUCUCCCAAAAGAAAAAUGGACCAAGAAUUAUCUUCAGAGCCUUCAAAAUGAUAUUCCUUGUGACAAACCACGCAACCGUGCUUCUCCAGUUCUGCCUAAUUGUAUUCUUCGUAACAGGAAUCAAUAGAAUGCUAGCUAUUCUCAAACUAAUGUCAUAUUCUAUAUACUUUGCCGUGCUGUCAAGAGAAAUAGUCAGGAAUAUCUGCAUAUUCAUGGCCAAAACAACAGGAUACUAUUCAAAGGAGGGUAUACCUGGAAAGAAGGAAAAUAGUGCACUGUGCAUGAUCUGCACACUUCCCUUUGAUCAGUCGUCAGCCCUGGAGAAGGUUUUUUCCCUGAAAUGUGGGCAUUCCUAUCACGAGGAUUGCAUAAAAGGAUGGGCACUAAUAGGGCAAAAUAACUGCUGUUAUUACUGUAAAGAGGGCAUUGACAAUAAAGUGUUCACACAGGAUUAUUGGAUCAAAUCUGAAAUAUUCAUAAAGCCUAUGAUGAAUGCAAUGAGAUCAUUGAUCGCCUUUUCGAUUGUUGUUAUUGGAUUGGUCUAUUUGAAACUGUUUGUGAUUUCGACAAAUACUGAAGAAUAA
Messenger RNA from Vittaforma corneae ATCC 50505, 873 nucleotides. RefSeq lists its product as uncharacterized. Gene Ontology annotation, cellular component: Golgi membrane; endoplasmic reticulum membrane. Lineage: Eukaryota; Fungi; Microsporidia; Nosematidae. Bases 1 to 873 code for a protein of 290 amino acids. The record is from RefSeq and is a predicted model, not a curated record. The transcript has a single exon. Gene Ontology annotation, molecular function: ubiquitin protein ligase activity; metal ion binding.